This is a messenger RNA of Brettanomyces bruxellensis, 1380 nucleotides long. RefSeq lists its product as uncharacterized. Gene Ontology annotation, biological process: transmembrane transport. The record is from RefSeq and is a predicted model, not a curated record. Gene Ontology annotation, cellular component: fungal-type vacuole membrane. Bases 1 to 1380 code for a protein of 459 amino acids. Lineage: Eukaryota; Fungi; Ascomycota; Pichiomycetes; Pichiales; Pichiaceae. Gene Ontology annotation, molecular function: transmembrane transporter activity. The transcript has a single exon.
AUGGAAGGGACGCAGAAGGUGUCCAAAAAUGCACUGAAGUCAAAAGAGAUGGAAGUUCAUGACUCGUCUAGCACUAAUGGGCAAGAUGCAGCUGAUACGAGCUUGGUCGCUAGCGAUAAGGAAGAACAACCAGUUACGGAUGAAAAAGCAGCAUAUACGGAUUUUCCGGAGGGAGGACUGAGGGCAUGGCUAGUUGUUGCAGCCGCCUCGAUGAUUAUGGCGAUGUCUUUCGGUAUGGUGAACUCGUUUGGUGUUUAUCAGACGUAUUAUGAGCAUACCUAUCCCACAGUUUCCAGUAGCAAGAUCUCAGUUAUAGGAUCCAUCCAGGGAUGUUUCACAUUCUCGCUUGGUGUUCCUUCGACGGUUUGCAUGUACUAUGUGGGGCCGCAGAUGAUGGUUCUCAUUGGCGGAAUAUUGGCAAUUCUAAGUUUUAUGUUUCUAUCGCUCCAGAACGCAGUCUGGCAGCUAUUUGUGAUUCAGGGAAUCAUGUUUGGUCUAGGCUCGGGCACAAUGUACAUUCAUGCGACGGGAGUUCUUUUCCAGUACUUCAACAAGCGGAAAGCAUUGGUCCAGGGGAUAAUUACUGCCGGCGCGUCGAUCGCCGGCGUCUAUUGGCCGAUCGGCGUUCGUGAACUUAUUGACAAGGUUGGAUUUGCUUGGGCCAACCGGAUUAUCGGCUUUCUCUAUAUUCCGAUGACGUUGGCUGCGGUUAUAUUCCUCAAGCCAAGGCUUCGUCCGGCUAAACGGAAGGAGGGCCAGAAUUUCCUGCGGUUGGAUUUCUCUGUGCUCAAAAACUGGAGACUCCAGUUGAUUUCCAUGACAUUUUUCAUUUUCACGCUCUCGCUUUUCCCUGGUCUUUUCUAUGUUGAUCUCUUUUGCCGCCGGCUAAACGUUGCACCCGCUCUUCAGACGUACAACGUGCCUAUAGUGAAUGCAGUUGCAUGCUUUGCGCGAAUUCUUCCGGGCUACUUGGGCGACUAUUUUGGUCGGAUGAAUGUUGAUAUCAUAUUUCUAUUGGCCACGGGUAUUCUUCCGUUGGCCUUAUGGACAAAUUGCAACGACACAGCUUCAACUUUGGCCUUCUGCAUUACCUGGGGAGCUGCUUCCGGUGGUCCGGUGUGCCUAACACCUGCAAUUGCAGGACAGAUAUUGCCAGGGAAGGAGCUAUCCUCGUGUCUAGCGUAUUUCUUCUUUUGUGGAGGAAUUGCCGCUCUAAUUGGACCUUCCAUCGGUGGAUCGUUUAUUCCAAAGGGAGAAGUUGAUGGAAUUCAAGGAUUUGAUCGUCUUGCGAUCUUUGUUGGUAUUCUGGGGCUUGUUUCUGCGGGUACAGUGAUUGCCCUAAGAAUUUCAUACACCAGGAAGUUGUUUGUGAGGAUAUGA